This is a messenger RNA of Colletotrichum godetiae, 3135 nucleotides long. Its product is annotated as TPR repeat-containing protein. Gene Ontology annotation, molecular function: protein binding. The record is from RefSeq and is a predicted model, not a curated record. The transcript has a single exon. Bases 1 to 3135 code for a protein of 1044 amino acids. Lineage: Eukaryota; Fungi; Ascomycota; Sordariomycetes; Glomerellales; Glomerellaceae.
AUGGCGGACGCGCAAACGAACUGCAGCCAGGCCGCGGCCUCUUUACUGUCUAGCUUCACAGACGGCGCAUAUAUCGACGUUCUAACGUCCACCGUGGCCAAGGAUCUCGUCACCAGGUUCACCAGCAGCCUCCAAGCUCAGACCGCCGAGGAAAAUGCCAACCCCACACAAGCAUCACAAGAAUCACUAUCGGAACAUGAGAUCGCCGUGGGUCUCUCUGCUCUCAACGCAUUCUUGCAAUCAAACGUCACGGGACCGGUGCUGGAGAACGCUCACAAGGUAGAAGCACUCUUCACUGAGGCCUUCACAGCAGGCAGCGACGGAAAGCCAUCAUCAGCGGACACCCUCAAGGCACUGCGCAAAGGCAGCCUCACGGCCCUCGAAGUCGACGGUGUCUCACCCUAUCCUUACAUCCCGCACAUUGAGCUCUUUGCGCUCGCCCGCUAUGUCUUCCACGAGGCUUCCUCGGCCAGCGACGCCUUCAUCCAGCUCACUUCCUCUUCACCCCGCCUGAGUCUGCCUUGGACCCGCCUCCGCGUCAACAUGUGGCACUUCAAGCUCCUCAGCCAGCCGUCCCUCGGCCCCGGCGCCAACUUUGCAAAGGCGUCGCAGUGGAUCGACGUCCCGACGCUGGCUGAGCAGAUUAACCUCGGCAUCGAGACCGUCAGGAAGCAGAUUCUCGAUGAGGACGUGUGGUCGACGAGCGAGGAGGUCUGGUCGCGCGAGGAAAAGGUGCAGUUCUUGCUUGAGGUGUCGAAUACGCACAUCAUGCUCGGCCGCGAUGAUCGCGCGCGCGAGGCGCUUGAGGAGGCGACCAAGUUGAAUAACUUUGCGUAUGCGCUUUCUGGUGCGCUAGGAAAGAGGACGAAGUUCCAGGAGAAGAGCACGAGUCAGCUUGUUGUUCUGGCAAAGAGCGAUGCGACGGCCGAGGGUGCGGAAACUGCAGCCGAUGGCGAGGAGGCCAAGCCUGAGGCUGUUGCGCUCAAUGACGAUACUCUCCUCGAAGAGAUUCAGUUCUCCAAGGAGGCGAGCGGCAAGCAUGGUGAGCUCGCUGCCACAUCGUCGGGCCUCCCCGCGGCGUUGACGGAUUUGUCUCCCGAGGCGCAGCCGCAGCUGUCACCCCUCGACCAGAUCAUCCUCCUCACUGAAGCAACUCUCAAGGAUACCUUUUCUCCCGUCGAUACCUUGACCUCAGAGGAAGUCCUCCCGUACGCCGUGCGCGUAGUCUCGGAUAAGGCUACAAACUGGCAAAUCUACUCGCAAGCCCUCCUCGUCCGCUCCCGCAUCGAAGUUCACCGCAGCAGAACAGUCGAAAGAGGUGUCUUGCAAAUGCAAGCUGUCGUAGACCAAGUCGUCGUCGACACCUCGGAGGCACCCCGCCCCAAAGCCGAAGACGUCGCCAACGACGAACCCGCCGACGUCCCCGCCAUCGCCGUCUCCGCCCCGGGCGAGGCCGAGAUCGACACCUCAGCAGCGGCCCCCGUCGACACAGAGAAACCCACAUCCUUCUUUCCCGCUGCCAAGGAAACCGAUACCGCGCCCGCGCACGUCCGACUGCAGUACAUCCACGCGCUCUCCUCCCCUCCGAAAUGGCACCUCGAGUCCGAGCUCGCCUACUCCUGGGCCGGCGUCGGCUCCCUCGUCUCCGCCCUCGAAAUCUUCAAGCGCCUGCGUCUCUGGGCCGAAGUCGCCCUCUGCCUCGCCAGCAGCGCCUCCAACGACGACGACUCGGGCCGCGGCAACGGCGGCGAGGAGAAGGCCAAGGCGCUUGUGCGCUGGCGUCUGUUCCAUCGCACGGGACAGCCUCUCGUCGAGAACGCGGAUGCGGAUGCGGAGGACCUUGAGGCGCGGGAUGUCACGUACCUUAACCCUGCUGAUUUCACCGGCCCUGAGAGGAGUCCCCCGCCGCCAAACGCGCCGAGGUUGUUCUGUAUCCUGGGUGAUUUGGAGAACGAGCCGGCGCACUGGGAGCGGGCGUGGGAGAUUUCGAACCGGCGGUUCGCGCGCGCGCAAAAGUCGUUGGGCGAGUGGCAUCUUUCGCAAAAGGAGUGGACCAAAGCGCAGGAUGCGUAUAAGCUCGCGACAAAGUGUAACCGGUUGAGUCCCGAGAUGUGGAGCCGGUUGGGCGACAUCAGUCUCCGGCUGGGCCAGUUCCCGGACGCCGCGGAGGCGUAUAGCCGGGCCAUUGGCGCCGCUGGGGAUGUUGUUGGUGGCGAGGACGCCAGGACGUGGAGUAAUCUGGGUAGUUCGCUUUGGAGCAUGUACCUCGAGGCUGUGGAGGAGGUGAAGAAGCAGAUUAUCGAGGAGAAGAAGAAUGGCACGGCGGAAGCCAAGGCGGACACUGGAGAAGAUGAAGAUGAUGAAGAGCCGAAGAAGCGGGAGAGCAAGGCCAAGGACCCGGCUACGCUGCUAUCUCAAUCCCUGGCCGCCUACAAGCGUGGCGCUUCCAUUGCGCAGGAUAACUGGCGCAUCUGGGACAAUGUCCUCACCCUCGCCUCGCGGAUGCGUCCGCCCGCCGUCUCGGAAAUGGUCCAGGCCCUCCGCGCCAUCAUCCGGAUCCGCAACACCGAGGACGCGCUCGACGACGACGUUCUCCGCGCGCUGCUUCAGGAGAGCGUGCUCACCAAGGAGAAAGAAAACGACGAGAGUAAGACGGGAAUCUACAACCCCCCGCGCGGCACCAUCGAAAAGGCCGUCAUCGCCCUUUUCGAAGAAAUUGUCGUCCCGCUCAUCACCACGCGCUCGGAGCUCUGGGAACUCAUCGUCCGAGAGCGGGUCUGGAGACGGGAUUACGCCGGCGCCGUAGAUGCCGCGGAGAAGGCUUGGAGGGCGGCGAUGGGGGCUGGUGCCGGGGGCGGGUUGAAGGCUUCUUCUGCGGGAUCGGGCGGGGCUGGGGACGAUUUGAGUCGGAAUUGGCUUGCUGAUAAGGGGGCUUGGGGAGUUGUUGUUGCGAGGACGGAUGAGCUUGUAAGUGUGUUGGAGAACUUUGGGGGCGAGGUUGAGGGGUUAGGGAGCCGGUGGAAGGGCAAGGCGAGGAAUGCGGUGAGAAGUGUGAUGAGUAGAGGAAAGGAGACGUGGGAGGGGACGGAGGAGUGGGUUUUGCUGGAGGGGAUGAUGGAGGGGUUGAAGUUGUAG